Molecule: messenger RNA, 1131 nt
Organism: Colletotrichum graminicola M1.001
Lineage: Eukaryota; Fungi; Ascomycota; Sordariomycetes; Glomerellales; Glomerellaceae
Product: triose-phosphate transporter
Exons: 4
Coding region: 1-1131 (376 amino acids)
Cellular component (GO): membrane; Golgi apparatus
Molecular function (GO): antiporter activity
Source: RefSeq, a predicted model, not a curated record
AUGGCUGAUUACCGACCUGAGCGGACGGGCUCCAUCGCCUCGUCUUCUACAGACGCUGCUACCUUGCAUGAGCUGACCAAGUUGGACCCAAUGGAAGACAGUCUGCAAAACCUCAAGUCGAGAGCCGACGAAGAGGUGGCUGCCGAGGAAGACGAGAAGCUCCUACCUACUACCGACACGAGUGAGAAGGAAGAACCCCCGAAGGCUAGCCUCGCCUCGGCCGUUAUCUGGAUGACCGUCAACACCCUGGCCACAAUUGGAAUUGUCUUCACGAAUAAGGCCAUCUUCUCUGAUCCCCAGUGGAAACUCUGCCAGCUUACGUUCGCGAGCUUCCACUUCUUGGUGACGUUCCUGACGCUGCACAUCCUGUCGCGGCCAACCUUUGCCUACUUCACUCCGCGCCGUGCCACUAUCACAGACCUGCUGCCCUUGUCCGUCGCAAUGUGUCUCAACGUUAUCCUGCCGAACCUGUCGCUGGCGUUUUCGUCGGUCACCUUCUAUCAGAUCGCGCGUAUCCUUCUGACACCAACCGUUGCCCUAAUGAACUUUGUUCUGUACAAGGCGACUCUGCCCCGGAACGCCGUCCUGGCUCUCAUCCCGGCCUGUCUAGGUGUCGGAAUGGUAUCAUAUUACGACACUCUACCCGCCAAGGAUGGGAAUGUCAAGACUACUUCCACCCUGGGAGUCUUCUUCGCCUUCGCCGGCAUUUUUGCGUCUUCUCUAUACACUGUCUGGAUUGCCAGCUAUCACCGCAAGCUUCAGAUGUCGAGCAUGCAGCUUUUGUACAAUCAGGCGCCCAUUGCCUCAUUCAUGCUGCUCUACGUUAUUCCUUUCGUCGAUACUUUCCCUGACUGGGGUCAUGUCCCUGUCAACCGUUGGCUUAUGAUUGGCAUGUCUGGCGUCUUCGCCUCGCUGAUCAACAUAUCCCAAUUCUUCAUCAUCGCCCAGACCGGACCCGUGUCCAGUACGGUGGUCGGCCACCUCAAGACAUGCACCAUUGUGGCCCUUGGCUGGAUGGUUUCUGGGCGAGCCAUUGGUGACAAGUCUAUCCUCGGAGUCUUUAUUGCCAUUGGCGGUAUUGUUGGUUACUCGGUCGUCAUGCUCCAGCAUCAAAAAGAUCGUCGAAAAUAA